AUGAAAGAGAUCAUCGAGGUUAUAGCACUUUUUCUAGGUUUUGCAGGCUGGAUAUUGAUUUUCAUAUCAUUACAAGAUCAUUAUUGGAAAAAAUCCUCCGAAGAUGGCAGCGCAAUUACAACCUCCGCCAUCUAUGAGAACCUCUGGAUGUCUUGUGCAAGUGAUUCAACGGGGAUAUUUAACUGUCGUGACUUUCCAUCCAUUUUUGCUCUUCCAGGGUAUGUUCAGGUGUCCCGGGCACUCAUGAUCACUUCCAUUGUUUUUGGGACAUUUGGGCUCGUGGCUACUCUCGUAGGAAUGAAGUGCUCAAAAAUAGGAGGAGAAAACUACGUCCUGAAGGGAAGGAUCGCUGCGAUAGGAGGAGCAUUCUUUUUACUACAAGGGAUUUGCACCAUGAUUGCUGUAUCUUGGUAUGCAGCCAUCAUCACACAGGAGUUCUUUGACCCGUUUUAUCCAGGGAUAAAGUAUGAGAUUGGAGCGGGCUUGUAUAUCGGGUGGUUUUCAGCUAUACUUGCCAUUUGUGGAGGUGCAUGCCUGAUGUGUAGCUGCAUAGCCAACAGACCCGAUGAAGAAAUACCAUAUCCAUGCCAACCAUCCUCCAGAGGACAUGUGCUGAUGACUGUGGAAAGGUCUCAAACUGUCUCGAGCAACUAUGGAAAAAAUGCAUAUAUCUGA
Molecule: messenger RNA, 675 nt
Organism: Perca flavescens (yellow perch)
Lineage: Eukaryota; Metazoa; Chordata; Actinopteri; Perciformes; Percidae
Product: claudin-15
Exons: 5
Coding region: 1-675 (224 amino acids)
Cellular component (GO): bicellular tight junction; membrane
Molecular function (GO): structural molecule activity
Source: RefSeq, a predicted model, not a curated record